Messenger RNA from Zymoseptoria tritici IPO323, 414 nucleotides. RefSeq lists its product as uncharacterized. The transcript has 2 exons. NCBI's taxonomy places the organism in Eukaryota, Fungi, Ascomycota, Dothideomycetes, Mycosphaerellales, Mycosphaerellaceae. The coding region runs from base 1 to 414 and encodes 137 amino acids. The record is from RefSeq and is a predicted model, not a curated record.
AUGCCAGUUGCUUCCCGACUACUUUGGACCCUACCGGCCACAAGGCCAAGGCGUCUGCCCGCUACUGCAUCAAGAUAUGCUGAGGCACUGCGACGGCACAAUCACGAGUGGUUGGUCAUUCUACCUGAUCAGGAAGGAGCUUUACAGCGUCGGGUUCAGCAUCGAUCUACACAUCUCGCAGAGCUGUCCAAAUAUCCCUCGGACUUCAUACUUGUCGGAGGCCCUUACCUAGGCGGGCCUGUACAAGACGACGCGCCAAUGGACAUGCUCGGUUCCGUGAUACUAGUCCGGGCAUCGACCCGGGAAGAGGCUCUCGGAGAGCUACGCAAGGACAUAUUCGCAAGGAAAGCGGUCUGGGAUUUCGAUCAAGCCCUCGUCUUGCCUUUUAAGAGCACUAUUAGAAAAGGCAUGUGA